Messenger RNA from Brienomyrus brachyistius, 3886 nucleotides. RefSeq names its product Scm polycomb group protein like 4 (gene scml4). Gene Ontology annotation, molecular function: protein binding. Lineage: Eukaryota; Metazoa; Chordata; Actinopteri; Osteoglossiformes; Mormyridae. The transcript has 10 exons. Bases 335 to 1759 code for a protein of 474 amino acids. The record is from RefSeq and is a predicted model, not a curated record.
CACAUCCUGUCGCAUCUGAACUCCGCCGCAUUUCAGCCGGGCCGCUUGUGCUCCGCCGCGGCAUCUGCUUUUCGGGGAUACAGGCAAAAUCGAGCCCGCAGUCCAGCUGCCGCUCCGGGAGAUAAACGGGGUCUGCAGGUAAAGGAGCGGAAUAAUAAUCUAAAUAAAAGCAAUCAAGGAAACGUCUUUUCGCGAUCAACCUACCGCGGCACAGGCAUGAGGAGAUGUAUCAGGAUGGCCGGCCCUCAGUGAAGGAGGAGCGAUGCUCGCUGCAGUCUGAGAACCCUGAAACGACACGUGGAAUGCUUCACUCUCCAUACUACACGCCGUUGGAAUGAGACUCAGAGGCCGGGACAUUCAAGACCCCACAGUGUCCUGGAUAUCCAGCAUCCUGGGCGUGCAGAGUGUAAGGCUGCGCUUGAGACUGGAUCGCCGUGACGACAAGGGCCGGGGCUGCUGGCAGCUGGUCGACCUGGGCGGCGAUAAGGACGGGAGCAAUCCAUGCGGGGAGGUGACGGAGCCGUUCUCGCAGAGUUCGAUGAGCAUUCCCGCAGCCUCCAUGCAGAAAGCUGACGGCGGUGACAUGCAGGCGCCGGCAGUGGGUCCCUCCUUCAUCCCCGGCCAGAGGGGGAAGAUACCAGGCAGGAAGCGGGGGAGGCCCCCCCUACGCAAUGUCCCCAAAAUGGAUUUUCCCAACCGGUACACAGAGUCGCUGUCACCCCUAAAAGUGCCGAAGAAGAGGGGACGCAAGCCAGGAUUUAAGCUGAAGUCUCGCAUGGUGAUGACGCCGUUGGCCAUUUCCCCGCCCAGCAGCACGCCGGAGCCGGACAUGAGCUCCAUCCCCCAGGAUGCUGCCACAGUGCCCCACUCAGCCACACCCCAGGUGCUCACAGUCUGCAUUUAUAUAAACAAGCAAGCCAACACAGGUCCUAAUCUUGACAGGAAAAAAGUGCAGCAGCUCCCAGACCACUUUGGGCCGGACCGCCCCUCCGUGGUUCUGCAGCAGGCGGUGCAGGGCUGCAUUGACAGUGCUUUCCAGCAGAAAGCCGUGUUCUCGCUGCUCACGCAGGGGUACGGUGGCGAGAAAAUUUCAGCCACAUUUGAUGGGAAGCAGCACCUUCUCAGUCUGCCCGUGGUGAACAGUGUUGGCUAUGUGCUGCGCUUCCUGAAGAAGCUGUGCCGUAGUUUGCACUGCGAGAACCUCUUCAGCGACCAGCAGUUCGUGCGGCACCAUGCCGACAAGGGCUGUGAGGGCAACGCGGCCUCCACAGACACCUCUAUGCCCGAGGACUACCUGGUUGACCCGAUCGACUCCAAGCGGUAUUCGGUGGACCCCAGCGACUCUGCUUUCAACACCAUGAAUUCACCGUAUCCGCCCAAGCCGUACAGCUACCGUGUGUGCCAGCCAUUCCCAGGAGGAUCCGCCCCCCCAGGCCUGUGCAGACAGACGGCCAGCCCCAGCACCUUCCAGGAAGGAAACAGAAGUGCCUACAGCCCCUCCCCGGAGUCCCAGGAGUCCAAGCCCCCUCCCAGUAAAGACCCCUCCACCUGGACGGUGGAGGACGUGGUGUGGUUCGUCAAGGAUGCCGACCCGCUCGCCCUAGGCCCACACGUGGAGGUCUUCAGAAAACAUGAGAUCGACGGCUACGCACUGCUGCUCCUGAAGAGCGACAUGAUCAUGAAGUAUCUGGGGCUGAAGCUGGGUCCGGCGCUGAAGCUGUGCUACCACAUCGACAAGUUAAAACAGGCCAAGUUCUGAGUCUACCCCCGGUGCUGGAGAAAUCCUCUAUCGCUAGCAUUAAUUCACGGUGCAGUAAAUGCAUAUGUACUGUUUUUUUAUGUUUUAUGGAAGGAGAACAUUUUUAAAAGUUGUACUUUUUAUUUAUAGAAUCUGCAGAUGGUAAAUUCGGUGGCUGUCACACAACACACAGAAUUUUACAAACAUUCUCUCGCCAUGUCCUGGGGUGGGGAUUUCAAUGGUGCUGCCAGUGGUGACGAACCAUGUUCACAAUGGGAUCACAGUAUGACAAAAGGCUGGGAUUAAAAAGAGGGUAAGAGCGAAUGGCAACUUUCAGAGGAAGUUUCAAUAUAGAGAAGAAGCUGUUUGUUAAAUAUACACAAAACUAACGCAAUGACCUCCUGCCUGAAUCCAGAGGAGCUUCACACAGAUGUUCCUUGCCCUUGUAUCUGGGAUGUUUUCCAAGAGGCUUCCUAUUCUGCCUCUCUGCUACCCCCUACUGGCUCAGUAAGCCAUAACUGCUCAGGCUCACUGUCCCUCUUUCACCAGCAGCUGGUCACCUCUCGUAUUCACCAGCAGGGACCACUGUCGUAAGGCAGCUAGACUUGUAACAGGGCGGCACACGGCCUACCAGGAGAUCUGUCCGACAGAUGAGUUAGCCUCAGCCCAGCAGUAGCAGAAAUGGGUAAAUAUAUUCACAGGAAUCAGCUGGGAAGCUCACAAAGCCGCUACAGGAAGAACACACCUGAUCUGAUAUGUACAUAUAGUUAUUCUGAGCUGCUUGGUUUCCCAUAGGCGACCUCUCUUGGAAACAGGAAGAUAAAGACGUGUGAAAGAUAACGAAUCGCGAAGCCAGUGCGAGAUGCGGUUUAUGACAUCAAAGUCGUCGCUGCGGUCAUUGUUAGGACCUUGUGCCAUUUCUCUGGCUAUAGAUGUAUGUGAAAAGCCUCCCAAGGCUUGCCACAGACUCCACAGUGUCCAGGUACGCCGGCCCAUUUCAAGAAAACAAUCACUGAAGUGGAUGAUUUUAUUUGUAAGAUGAGUAGUUUUUAGACACAAAAAUGUUCUGGUACCUGUUUAUUAUUAUUAUUAUUAUUAUUAAUAAUAAUAAUAAUAACAAUUAUUAUUAUUACUAUAUUUUGAAUUUUGAAAAUGGUAUACAUUUAAAAAAAAAUAUUAAGUAUUUCAUGUUUGAGUAUUCCUUGUCUUCCAGGUGACAAGGAAGAUGGCGAGGAAAGCAUUUUUAACGUACUUUAGUUUUUUUUUAUAACAUAUGCAGUAUAUAUGAGGUUGAUGUUCCUUUGUAUCCAAGUACACUUGUAUAUAACACCAUUUUAAACUGACAAUGUAUAAUCAUAAAGAUAUGGUACAAGCCUAACUUUAAACAAAACAGGUACCGCUCCUAAACUGUUAGAUGUUUCCGUGCGAUAUCUACAUUCGCCUAUGUGAACUGCGUUUUUUUUUUUUUGUAAUUGAAUUCAUUGCGGGCCGUUCUGGUACACCUGGGGCACCUACGUAGCUACUUUGACAUCCUCCAUACUUCUCCAAAAACAAUCAUAAUAACUCACAGGGUUGAACACUAUCAACACAUCAACAGUAGCAAUGUUUGUUUUUUUUUCCCCUAUAUUUUGUAUGUAUGGUUUUGGAGGGCUUUUCAGCUAUGAGCCGCCAUGCGCUAUUUCAGAAUUCUUCCAGCUAGCUUUAAACACGAGAGGCACGCGUCGUGACUCUGGGAAAAUGCUUUGCCAUUUUAUCGGAGACGCCUCGGUCCUCCACGGCCUCUCCAUCCAUACGAUGCUAGUCUGUACGGAAGCAUUCGGCGUUGCUUGCGUGUUGCUGUGUAUUGCAUUUGUGUAUUUCUCAUCAGUGUAUCCCAAUGCUGCUUUCUACGAUGAACUAAACGUGAGCCAGGGCUGGAGGAAACCAAGCAAAGAGUGUAUGUAGCUGCAGUGGAGUUUUGAGGUGUGUUACCUUGAAGGCUGCUACAUGAAUCAUUCCUGUUGGUGCUAAAUUUUAAAGUGUGCUUAUUCCUUUGGUUUGCUUUAGUGCUGUGCAAUUCCGUGUGAUUUUACAAAAAACCCAGACCUGCAUAUCAUAUGUAAGUUAUAAACGGAGCGUUAUAGUGUAUGAAUAAAGCAUUACACUCUA